Molecule: messenger RNA, 2868 nt
Organism: Hydractinia symbiolongicarpus
Lineage: Eukaryota; Metazoa; Cnidaria; Hydrozoa; Anthoathecata; Hydractiniidae
Product: synaptic vesicle 2-related protein-like
Exons: 1
Coding region: 386-1756 (456 amino acids)
Biological process (GO): transmembrane transport
Cellular component (GO): membrane
Molecular function (GO): transmembrane transporter activity
Source: RefSeq, a predicted model, not a curated record
UUUAUCAGUGGUUUUGUACAGAUUUGUUUUGAUUUUAACUAACAGAGCCACAAUAGCAAAAAAAACUUCCUGAAAGAAAGAGAAAUAAAAUAUACUGAAUAUAUUAAAAAUAAAUUAAAUACGGACGAACAGAUUAAUGACUUUCAUAAUUAAAGAGGCUCGUGUACAUAGCGACGAUCGUAUAUACAUUUAUUAUCCUCAGCAAAGCAAAUUAAAUAUUUCUACACGUAUUGUAGAAAUUUAAUUGUCGUAAGUGAAGUCCUUUAUGCGAAAAGCGUUCAGUUGCUAAUCGCUUAUUAACCAUAACAUAAUAUUUUUGUAAUCAACUCAGCAUAACACAUAAUGUUACGAACAGCUUUAAAGUCUAUUUCACAGAAAAAUUAAUAUGGCCGUUACUUACACGAUUGACGAUGCAGUAGACAAUUUUGGUUAUGGAAAGUUUAACAUAAAACUUACAUUACUGCUCUUAGUUAUGUAUAUGAUGGAUGGUAUUGAGCUCACUUUGGCUGCAUUGGUGUCACCGCGAUUAAAGUGCUUAUGGGGUUUGACAUCAACUGAAACAGCGUUGCUUUCUUCAGCUGUAUUUGGAGGGAUGGUAUGUGGUGGGCUUUACUGGGGUGAGCUUGCCGAUAAAAAAGGUCGAAAGUUGCCUAUGGUUUUUUGUGCAGCUAUGGUUAUGUACUUUGGACUUCUUUCUGGCGUUGCAUUUAAUGUAUGGUCGCUUUUUGUUAUGCGUGCAUUUGUCGGCUUUUUUAUGGUUUGUAUUCCACCAAGCGUUGUAAUAUAUUCCGUGGAGUUUAUUCCAAUGAAAUACAGAGGCAGUGUAACAUUCGGAUUAAAUCUUAGCUACAGCUUUGGCGCAAUGUUCGCAUCGGGUUUAGCAUAUCUCGUCAUGAACAGUCUGGGUUGGCGUUGGUACAUUAUUUCGUGUACUGCGCCGGCAGUUAUACUGUUAAUAUUUUCACCAUGGUUGCCUGAAUCAAUCAGGUAUUUAUACAUAACUGAUCGAUAUAAUGAUCUCGUGGCAUUAUUGCAUAGGAUGUCAAAGGAGAAUAAAGAAAAACUCCCUAAAGGUGAAGUUGUAAACAUGAAAGUUAUAAGGGAACGAGGACAAAUACUGGAAUUAUUUACUCCACAUUUUAUCGUACCCUCGUUAAUUUCGUUCUUGAUCACAAAUAUGUCAUCAAUGAGUUAUUUUGGUACCGUAUUCUUAGGUUCUCAAAUUAUACAAUCUGACAAACUUGAUUGCCCAAUUGGAAACAACAUUAAUCGGCGGACAUCUAGGUGUUUUGAACUGACUAAUUAUGACUAUAUGUGGUACAUACUAUUCGCAGUAGGAGAUACUGUUGGUGUAUUUGCCGUGCUUUUAUUUGUGCACCGAAUAUCUCGGAGGGUCUUGCUGUGUGUGAUAUUUGCCUUAAGUGCAGCAUGUUUUCCAUUGUUGUACCUCUGUCUAUCGACAGCAAUAAACAUAUUUGUCAUGUUUCUAGUGCGUGGGCUGCUGAGUCAAACAGUGCAGCUCGCACUCCUUUUUGUGGCCGAGCUUUAUCCUACAAGAAUACGAGGAACAGCCGUUGGGUUCUUCUUUGGAACGUCUCGACUUGGCGUGAUUGCAUCGACGUUUUUAUCUGAAGUUCUUUUUGAGUAUUCAUACCUUUUAAUGACAGUUGUUUAUAGUGGCUUGCUUUUAUUGACGGCUUUGGUGCUCUCUUGUUUACCUGGUGAUACGAGGAAAACGAAACUAGCAGAUAAAUAAGUGCAGCUUAAAAUUAAAAGAACUAAAGCAUCUAUUACUGACUUCAUGUCAAAACACAUGUAGGAUACAAGAUGACUAAAAUACUUUCGAUCUGGAUUAUCACCCAUGCGAAUACUUAUUAAUUUAAAUAAUUUGAUAAGAUGGUCAUGUGCGAAUAUGAAUGAAUGGCAAGUGAAUUUUAAAUUCUGGCUCGUUCGGUUGCGUUCUAUUUAUUUUCAUUUUUUUUUUUUACUUUAGCAGCGUUAUUUUGGUUGUUGUCCCCUUGAGCCCGUUUAUGACAUUCAUCAGUAUUCUUUUGGUUCUUCUGAGACAUUGUUCGCCAAUGCUUUAUUUUAUAGUUUUUAUUAAAAUAUGUGCUUUUAUUUUAAACUUACUUCGCCGGUUUGAAGUUUUUCGAACAUUUUAUAAUAACUUUUAUUAGGAUUGUUCAAGUUGAAAAAACUUGGCACACUUAGAGUACGUCAUGAAAGAAACAAAAUGGCUGCAAUGAAUUUUUGCUUUUGUCAGGACUUUUUCUGCGACAUCAAACUGUACAUAACGUAAAUGAAAGCUGUAAAUGACACAGUAAUUUGGCAAUUUUAACAACAGCACCCUAACCGCUUGAACGAAAUUGUGAGCAUCAUUCGUCGGUAUUUUAAGGAGGAUUUUCACGAAGCGAAUUGAGCGCGAAUUCGGCGGCGAAUUGUAUCUGAGCAUACGCAGUUCGAUGCAAAAUCAAAACAAACAAAACUGCGCAUGUUCAGAUACAAUUCGCCGUCCAAUUCGCCGUUCAAUUCGCCGUUCAAUUCGCAUCGUGAAAACCCCCCUUUAUGAACAGCAUAAAUUAGAUUUAGAUAGAUAAAGAAAGGGCUAUAAACUGCUAGGUAGAGCCUUCAGGCUAUGUCGAUGUCAGCAGUUGACAGUACGGUCUGGAGGAAUUGCGUAGGUUUUUUGUAAAGAACAAGAAUUUACUGCAAUAAAUAUGGUGUUAUUCCUGUGCCUAUAAUCACCUUAAAUGCAAAAACCACCUUGGCAAAGCAAAACACUACGCACAUUUUGUAGCAUUUUAACCAACUUGAACUGAUAAACAAUAUUGGAAAGCAAUUCUCCUAAAUUUAAACAAGACUUUAAAA